UUUUUUUUUUUUUUUUUUUAAAUAAUAUAAAAUACGAAAUGGAAUUUGAAAGUUUAAACGAACUUUAUUAAUAAUUUGUAGGUGACAAAACACGACGUCAUUUUUUUUUUAAAAAAAAAAACAUUACUAGCGCAAGCCGCGGCCUCCAACAGACACGAGGCGGAUCAGACCCACACGGAGCGCUGUCGUUUUUUUUAAAAAAAACAAACAAACACACAACAACAAAAAAAAAAACAGCAAGGUUUGUGUUUUAAAGACAUGGCGGAUUACGGUAACGGCCUCGCCGAAGAGUCACUGCUGGAUUCAGACCCCAGACACCACGAACUGGAAGACUCGGGAGCCGGUGACGAAAACCCGAGGCUGGAAGAAGGAGAGGCCGCCAUCGAAGAUCCGGAGCUGGAGGCUAUCAAAGCUCGGGUUCGAGAGAUGGAGGAGGAAGCAGAAAAAUUGAAGGAACUUCAGAAUGAGGUGGAGAAACAGAUGAACCUCAGCCCUCCUCCAGCAGGUCCUGUGAUCAUGUCGCUAGAAGAGAAGAUGGAGGCUGAUGCCAGAUCAAUCUACGUAGGGAAUGUGGAUUACGGGGCGACAGCGGAGGAACUGGAAGCUCAUUUUCAUGGCUGUGGUUCUGUGAACAGAGUCACGAUCCUGUGUGAUAAGUUCACAGGACACCCUAAAGGAUUUGCUUACAUCGAAUUUGCAGACAAAGAGUCUGUUCGGACAUCCAUGGCGCUCGAUGAUUCUCUGUUCAGAGGACGACAGAUCAAGGUGGGAGCGAAGCGGACAAACCGGCCCGGAAUCAGCACCACGGACCGGGGAUUUCCUAGAGCUCGCUUCCGAUCGCGAGGGACCUUCUCCGCAUCCCGCUCCCGCUACUACAGCGGAUUCAACCCCCCCAGAGGCAGGGGCAGGGCCUUCAGGGGCCGUGGGCGAACAACAUCCUGGUAUUCCCCUUACUAAUAAUUACCUCCCCUCCCACCACACACCCAUAAUCCCCACCCCACCCCACCCCACCCCCAAAAAAAAAAGAGAGAAAGAAAACACAAACAGUAUAAAAAAUAAAAAAAACACCACCACAUGGAAAAAGAGGAAGAAAACCGGAAGGAAAAAAAAAAAAAAAAAAUCUUCCUACUUUCUCACCUGGACAGGACAAGCAAGUGUGGGAGAAUCGUGGUUCUAAUGAUAUCCUAUAAUUAACUUGUGUUGCUUACAGGCACGUGCACAUGUGUGCGAUGCCUGUGUGUGUGUGUGUGUGCAUGUACACACGUGUUUGUGUGGCGCUGGACAGCCCCUGCAGUGGGUAAGAUGUUUUUUUGGUGGUGGGGGCGGGGGGGGCGGUGUCAAGGUUUUGGGAUGAUGCAGUAUUGUACUUGGCCUCGCUCUCUUAAUUGUGACAAGAGCAUGGAUGCACAAAGGGAUCUCUUUAUUUUCAAUGUUUCUGUGGAACUGAAACAGAAGAUGUGUGUUUUUGAAGUUGAAUUAUAAUUUUUUUUUUACAUGCCACAUUUCCCUGAAUGGCAGAUUUUUUCCACCCUCUUUCUGGCUUUUUUUUUUUUUUUGUCCCCCCAUGUAGUUUUUUUUUUUUUUUUUUACUCAUUUCACUUUUGGACUAACCUCUCCCUUUUCAGUCUUUCUUAACCGCUCUCCUUUUUCUUACCUCUAUCCAUUUUUCUCUCUCUCUCUCCCUUUUUAAAGACUGCAUGAUAAACUAAAGAUUUUUAAGCUCUCAAACUUUAUCAAAUGCUGCACAUUGUUUAGUUUACUAAGAGUUUGUCAGCAGUCUUUUUGAAGUGUGACGUGAACCCUCACAGCUCUGCUUCCCUUCCCCUGACCUUAAGCCCCCCUCCUUUCUCACUAGGCGACAUUGCUGGCUUUCUUGUAACGGCUUGCAUGCAAAAACAUGCUCUGUGUGUGUGUGUGUGUGUGUGUGUGUUGAAAAC
Messenger RNA from Acipenser ruthenus (sterlet), 1937 nucleotides. Its product is annotated as polyadenylate-binding protein 2-B-like. Gene Ontology annotation, molecular function: RNA binding. The transcript has 7 exons. Bases 259 to 957 code for a protein of 232 amino acids. The record is from RefSeq and is a predicted model, not a curated record. Lineage: Eukaryota; Metazoa; Chordata; Actinopteri; Acipenseriformes; Acipenseridae.